Ambispora leptoticha is the source of this 256-nucleotide messenger RNA. Lineage: Eukaryota; Fungi; Glomeromycota; Glomeromycetes; Archaeosporales; Ambisporaceae. The record is from the annotation of a GenBank genome assembly.
AUGUCGCAAAUUCUACCUUUAGACCGAGGAUCGUGCAAAUCAGAAGAAAAUAUUGCACACGUCUCUAAGGAGACGGUGGAAAUUCCUAACGAACAAAAGUUAACAGAUAAUGACACAACACCACUUGAAAAACAUGAUUUAUCUCAUACUGCACAGGAUUUAUCAGAACAAGCGCAAGAGUUGUCUGUAGAGAGUGAUAUUAUUCAGAAACCGAGUCCUGCUACACUCGAAUUCAAAAACGAAGAAUUGACCAGCA